Messenger RNA from Wyeomyia smithii (pitcher-plant mosquito), 1419 nucleotides. It is a transcript of the gene Tango9, whose product is annotated as solute carrier family 35 member F6. Gene Ontology annotation, molecular function: pyrimidine nucleotide-sugar transmembrane transporter activity. The transcript is spliced from 6 exons. Bases 177 to 1319 code for a protein of 380 amino acids. Gene Ontology annotation, cellular component: intracellular membrane-bounded organelle; Golgi membrane. Lineage: Eukaryota; Metazoa; Arthropoda; Insecta; Diptera; Culicidae. Gene Ontology annotation, biological process: pyrimidine nucleotide-sugar transmembrane transport. The record is from RefSeq and is a predicted model, not a curated record.
UUCUCUAUUCCAGGGGCGAUUUUCUCUGACCCAGUGGAAUGAAGCUGAAUAAUGAAAUUCACUAUCAGAAUCAGACUUCAUUAGGCCUUGGUAUUAGUUAUAUUCGUCAUAUUGCUUUGUUUUCACUCGGUGCAUUGUACAGUUGAUUUCAGAUGUUAAUAAAUUAGGUUGUAACAAUGGGCUGGACAAAGUAUCAAGCAAUGUUAGCAAUAACACUGGUAGUUACCGGAUCGAUCAAUACACUUAGUACCAAGUGGGCAGAUUUUAUCCAAUCUGAAAGUUCUGAUGGUCAGGUUCGUCAUUUUGAACACCCAUUUGUCCAAGCAUGGGCGAUGUUUUUAGGAGAAUUUCUUUGUUUACUGACCUUCAAAGUGUUUUACUAUUACCUUCGGCGGAAAAAUGACGGUUCAGAAGAUCGCGACGAUCUUGUAAGAGGAAAUAGAGAAUUUAGUCCUUUCAUUCUAUUUGUACCGGCAAUGUGCGAUAUGAUUGCAACAUCAAUUAUGUAUGUGGGAUUGAAUCUUACCUACGCUUCGAGUUUCCAAAUGCUUCGAGGAUCAGUCAUAAUUUUCGUCGGUGUUCUCAGUGUUGCAUUUCUGAACCGUACAUUGGUAAGCAGAGAAUGGACUGGCAUUAUUUUCAUCAUUUUUGGACUUGGCAUUGUUGGCCUUUCCGAUUUCAUAACGGAUAACGGUGCGGGUAGUUCUUACAGCCGAAACAACGUUAUUACUGGAGAUCUGUUGAUUAUUUUGGCACAAAUCAUCACAGCCGUGCAAAUGGUGUACGAAGAACGUUACGUUGCUGGAUUGGACAUUCCCGCAUUACAAGCUGUUGGAUGGGAAGGAUUCUUCGGCUUCAGCAUUCUAGGUGUUCUGCUUGUUCCUAUGUAUUUCAUAACAACGGUUGCUCCGUUUAACAAUAACGCUCAUGGAGUCCUUGAAGAUUUACCAGAUGCUCUAGUGCAGAUGAAAAACAACUACCAACUAAUUCUGGCCAUCUUAGGUACUAUCAUAUCAAUAGCAUUCUUCAACUUUGCCGGUAUUAGUGUAACAAAAGAAAUAUCUGCGACGACUCGGAUGGUUCUUGAUUCUGUGAGAACCCUGGUUAUUUGGGUUGUCUCAUUAGCACUUGCGUGGCAAAAAUUUCAUUACCUACAAAUUUUUGGCUUUGCUGGUCUGCUUUUUGGAAUGUGCCUAUACAACAAUAUUCUUAUAUUGCAAACAUACGAUCGUUUGCACAUGUAUUUUCGUAGACGAGAACAGAACGAUGGUCAAAAUGAGGUCAUAAUUAAUAGGCGUGCAGAUGAACCAGAUUGUUAAGAUAAUAAAGGACAUAGAACGUUUUAUGCAUCCUUGAGCUUCCAAAGCCUAUGGAUGCAUAUAUUUGAGUUGAAUAAAUGCAAUGGAUACAAUUUAGCAA